Molecule: messenger RNA, 7060 nt
Organism: Silurus meridionalis
Lineage: Eukaryota; Metazoa; Chordata; Actinopteri; Siluriformes; Siluridae
Gene: gad1b
Product: glutamate decarboxylase 1b
Exons: 17
Coding region: 594-2378 (594 amino acids)
Biological process (GO): GABA biosynthetic process
Cellular component (GO): presynaptic active zone; cytoplasm
Molecular function (GO): pyridoxal phosphate binding; glutamate decarboxylase activity
Source: RefSeq, a predicted model, not a curated record
UCCUUUUCUCCCUCCCUCUCUCAGUGAUGGAUGCUUUAAGAGGCUGAAACUUCUCAGUAGGAGCAGUAACUGCUCUAGAAAGCUGUAACAGGGACUCUGGAGCUCCUUUGCCAUUUUACAGUCUCCACGCAACAUAAAGUGGAUUUUGUUCAGGCGCCUGGAAAUCUUUGGGGUGACUCAUAUACACGCGCGCCUGUGUGUGUGUGUGCGCGCGUGCGUGCGUGCGUGCGUGGGUGUGCGCGCGUGUGUGUGUGAAUGCGCGCGCGGACGGAUAAAUUGAGUCGAUUCACGCGCUUGGAGAGAGAAAGAGAGAGAGAGAGUUAAUCCAGAAGAAGCUUUAUUUAUACAGGAUUGUAGCAGUGUUUGGUGUUCCCCAGGAUAAUUCAACAUAAAGAAGAAAACACACCUUAUAACACACCCAGGCGCGCGCUCACACACUCACAUUCUCCCUCACACAUACCUUCACACACUCUUUGUUUUGGGGUUUUUUUUUGGGGGGGGGGGGUUUAUUGUAGACUACAGAGCUGGAGCGCGAGCCUGUGCUACACACCUGUAAACGCAGUGUGGUCUUGGUGUGAAAAGCCCACAAUCUAAUGAUGAUGGCGGCUUCGGCUUCAUCCUCCUCCUCAUCCUCAGCCGUCGAAGUGGAUCAGAGCUCUGCUAAUCUGCGACCUCCAGCCUCGGCGUGUGAUGGUUGGUAUGGAGUCGCGCAUGGCUGCACCCGCAAACUGGGCAUGAAGAUCUGCGGGUUUCUUCAGAAGAACAACAGCUUGGAGGAGAAAGGAAGGAUGAUGGAAUCCUUCAGAGAGAAAGAGCAAAGUCAUAACAUGGAGAACCGGGAGAAGGAAACACGCUUCAGCCGCACCGAGACUGACUUCUCCAACCUGUUUGCUCGAGAUUUACUUCCUGCUAAAAAUGGAGAAGAACCAACUAUGCAGUUUCUCCUCGAGGUCAUGGAGAUUCUAACCAAUUACGUUCGCAAGACGUUUGACAGAUCCACCAAAGUCCUGGACUUCCACCAUCCACAUCAGCUGCUGGAGGGCAUUGAGGGCUUCAACCUGGAGCUCUGCGACCAGCCCGAGUCGCUCGAGCAGAUCCUCGUGGACUGCAGGGACACACUCAAGUACGGAGUCCGCACAGGUCACCCAAGAUUUUUCAAUCAGCUCUCCACAGGGCUGGACAUCAUCGGCCUGGCUGGAGAAUGGUUAACCUCUACUGCUAACACCAACAUGUUCACCUACGAGAUUGCACCUGUGUUUGUGUUGAUGGAGCAACUGACACUGAAGAAGAUGAGGGAGAUUGUUGGCUGGACGAACGGAGAAGGAGACGGACUUUUCUCGCCGGGUGGUGCCAUAUCAAACAUGUACAGCGUGAUGAUCGCCCGGUAUAAGUAUUUCCCUGAGGUCAAAACCAAGGGCAUGUCGGCUGCACCACGCCUCAUCCUCUUCACAUCAGAGCAUAGUCACUAUUCGAUUGCCAAAGCUGGAGCAGCUCUUGGUUUUGGUAAAGAAAACGUCAUCCUGCUCAGCACAGACGAAAGGGGUCGAGUCAUACCUGCAGACCUUGAGGCGAAAGUCAUCAGCGCCAAACAGAAGGGUUACGUUCCUCUGUUUGUGAACGCAACAGCCGGCACUACAGUGUACGGAGCGUUUGACCCCAUCAACGACAUCGCAGACAUCUGCGAGAAAUACAACAUGUGGCUUCAUGUGGAUGGUGCAUGGGGUGGCAGUCUGCUGAUGUCAAGGAAGCAUCGUCACAAGCUGAAUGGCGUGGAAAGAGCGAACUCAGUCACGUGGAACCCACACAAGAUGAUGGGCGUGCCACUGCAGUGCUCAGCCAUCCUGGUUAGAGAGAAGGGAAUUCUGCAGGGCUGUAACUCCAUGUGUGCCGGAUACCUGUUCCAGCCUGAUAAACAGUACGAUGUGACGUAUGAUACGGGAGAUAAAGCCAUCCAGUGUGGCAGACACGUGGACAUUUUUAAAUUCUGGCUCAUGUGGAAGGCAAAGGGCACAGUUGGGUUUGAGCAGCAUGUGGACCGGUGUCUGGAGAUCUCUGACUAUCUCUAUAACAAAAUCAAGAAUCGCGAGGGUUACCAGAUGGUCUUCCAAGGAGAGCCUCAGCACACUAACGUGUGUUUCUGGUACAUUCCACCGAGUUUGAGGAACAUGCCAGACGGAGAAGAAAGAAGGGAACGACUGCACAAGGUGGCACCAAAGAUCAAGGCGAUGAUGAUGGAGUGUGGCACUACCAUGGUGGGCUACCAGCCCCAGGGUGACAAAGUCAACUUCUUUCGCAUGGUCAUCUCCAAUCACGCUGCCACCAAGUCAGAUAUCGAUUUCCUCAUUGAGGAGAUCGAGAGACUCGGACAGGAGCUGUGAGAGCCGCCAUCUUGUGGAGGAGCACCUGUACUGCAGCCCUGAGUGUAAACCUGUGCUGUGUCUAUCCAUCUUUAACGGUUUCAAAUGUAGAUUUAAAUGCACUAUGUCCUGUCAAACUGGCCUGUAAGAUAUCUAGGAAUAGUCUCUACUAACAUGGGUAAAUUCGAAAAACACUCGAGUAAUUUUGGCCACACAAACUUUUUUCCAAAACCUGAAGAUGAUCGCAUGCUAAGCAUCCCCACUGGGUGUCUUUUAGUGUUUACAAUCCUUCCAUUUGAUUUUCCACAGACCACUGUGUCAUCUGUACACAAUACAAAGCAGUCAAACAUGCAAACUAGGCAAUCAAGGGUAAUAUUGCAAGCUCAUUCAAUCCUGAGCUCUGAGAUGACUUCCCCAGGGGGCAUGUUCUCACCAAGGUUUCAUGUGUUUCUUUAGAGUUUUCUCCCAUCUGGUAGAGAGGUUGGCUACACAUAUAACUUCCCCUGCUGUGUAAAUUAAUGCAUGGUGUCCUGUAAUGCCUGGUAUUCCCAGGACAGGCUCUGGACAUUAACCAGGAUGAGAGUGUUCACUGAAGGUGAAGUACUACAGAAAACAAGUACAUUCCUUCAUUGUUUUUUUUUUUUAAUUGUGGAGAUCGCAUGGCAAUCAGAUAUCAGUGUUUUUGAAUGUCUCAUUAACCAAAAACAGCAGGUUUUGAUGAAACAAUUUUGAUGCAUUGCGCAUUUGCAAGUCAUCGAUUCAGGAAAAGAUGGCAUAAUACAUUAUGAUCUGAAGUUUUCAAGAUCAAUUUCUGUUACCACCAAACUGCACUACUUGGCCCUUGAGCAAGGCCCUUAGCCCCUCAGGUGUAUAAAUUAGAUAAGUCACUUUGGGUACGGGUGUCUGCCGAAUGCCAUAAAUGUAAUAUAAAGUGUAAUGAUAUGUUUUAGGUUUGGUUAAUGAAACACAGGCCCCAGAACAGGCAGAAACCUCCUGAAAUUCCAACUCAGUGAUGCAUAAAUGCUUUGAAAUUGGAAUUAGAAAAGUGAAAAGUUUACACAAAUUCUUGAACAUUCUCAUGCCUGCUCUUAAUCCCAGACUCAAAAAUUGAAAAUCGAUGCUUGAAAAUUGGAAUAACAGGAAAGUCUUUCCAUUUCCUCAAGUAUUUCAGGUUUAGUUCAGGUUCUUCUGCAUUCUGUAUUUGCCAGAAAGUCUAUAAAUGUCCUUUUUAAAAGUCUACAUAAAUACAUGCAUUUUCAUGUGGCCAGUUUUCUCACUUAUGGAUUUGUUUGGUGACAUUUAGGAGCUUUCUUUCAGCCCGUAUCUCACCAAAACCAAACCAAAUGGAUACAUAAACAUGUCAAACUUCCCAGUUUCUAUACAUUUCACUAUUUGGAAAUUUUAAGCAAAAUUCAAGUCAUGACUGAAUAAAUAAUAGCAUCUGUUUCAAUUUUGUUAGGAAAGAAAUACUAUUGUUUAAUUUUCAGGUUCAACCCUUUUGAUAGAUUUCUGUGGUCUAAGAUGGUGUUUUAAUGUCAUAUGUGUUUUCAAAUUUGCCCGUGUUAGUGUGGGAAAAAACCCUUUAGAUUAUAUGAUGAUUGGUGAAACAGCAAGAUUAUUAAUAUUCCUAAACAAUUUGAGCCUAAACAUACUUAGAUAUAGAUAUAUAAAUAUAUACUACUACUACUACUUCUACUACUACUACUAAUAAUAAUAGCUGUCCUCAUGCAGUCCUCACUUUUUUUUAUUCACAUUUCCAUAGUAUAUUUAUAUACUAUAUUGUUAUGUGUAACGGGACAUUUUACAGUGCUUCAGGUUGUAAAUAUAUAACAGCGAUGAGCAAGGCGCACCACCCUUUUAACCAAGUCUACUUCCUGUCUACGUGUGCAAUGUGCCGUCUGUGGUCGUGUUUCUAGAACUUUACCUUCUUGUUGUAGGUCAGUGAGGACGGACCGCCCUGUUCCUGGAGAUCUUAACUCCCACUUGCUUAUUCAUCAGGACAGGAAGUGAGGUGUGGGACUGUAAAUCUCCCAGAGCAGGGCUGAUCAUCACUGCUGUAGAUCUUGUCUUUAAUGAACACCUUCGUGAGGUGAAAAACGUGUCUCGGGUAUGAUUAUAAGUGCGCAUUCAGAUUCACGAGCCAUGCUUUCGAAAUCAUCACUUAAUGAACCCAUGUGGUUCAAGUCAUCAAACUGGGAAAUACAGACACUGGGAAAUACAGAUACCAAGCGUAAAGCUGAAUAACGGUAUACAUGUGAGUGAUCAUGAUCCUUCUAGCUGGAUGUUUACCAGAAUCUAGCAAGCAAACAGGAUUGAUAAGAGAAAUUACCAAAUUGUUCAACUGGAAAAAAACAGUUUCAACUGGAAUAAUAAGAAUUUUGUCAUUAUCUUGAAUCGUGGUCUUUUCCAGAUUUGGUGUGCAAAGUCUGGACUUUCAGAAAGCCAUUUCUUCUCUAAAUUGGCAAGGCAUAAACACCUUGAAAUUGGGAUGACAGGACCUUUUAUCCUAUUUUCCAGAACUCCAGAUAUGGUUUAUAAACAUCUGGGCUGUCAGAAAGCACAAAAACUUCUGACCUGCAUUGAAAUUGCAAUUUUAAGAAAAUACCUGAAAUACCUUGAACUUCAGACUCUGCAAUGUAUCAAUAAUAGGAUAAAGCUUGCCUAUGCACAAUAAUACCCCAUCACCUCCACCACCACAACCACCACAAAGAAUUUGGAUCUGGGCCUUUAGAAAGCUUCUGCAGCUCUAACUCAGCAAUAUAUACAUACUUUAAUAUUGCAAUAACAGCCUUUUGAUUUCAGAAAAUUGGCGGACUCUUGGAGGAGCAGUGUGCAAGUCCAGAUUUCAUAAACCAAACCAGGAAAUGAAAGAGAUAUAUGAACAUAUGUGUCGAUGUAUUCAAAUUGGAGUACUGAUUUCAGUUUGAACAAAAAAGACUAUCAACACAAUACAAAAAAAAAGCUCCAACUUUAGUCCAUUUCUAAGGUGAAUGGAUUAGCUAGCUUGUUUGUCAUACACAAAAGUCUUUUUAUACUCAAUAGAAAGACCCAGUUAUGAUGAAAAAAAAAACAAAAGUGUCUGAAAUAUCAACAUUUCCCUCAGAGAUUUUGGAAAGCAACUCAGAAAAGCUGAUAUUACAGUCUAAUUACACUUAGCAUAACAGUCGCUAACCGAACAAUCUUUUGAAGAUACAAUAGAUUCUGCCAGUACAAUCUUCUGGAAAGCAUAUGCAUUAAAGCUUCGAAUUAUUUUCUGACUAGGCAUGUGCUGAUUCUAAAACUUUAUUCCACAGUAAAUGUUUGUGCUACUUCGAAAAUAGCUUGUCAUAGCUCACUAUCUAGCUAACUUUACCUCAGAAUAUGCAGGGAGAUUUAGUGCUUAGCUCACACACUAGCUAGCUAACAAUUCUCGUCAGCUAAUAAUAAUGAAAUGGGAUUAGCAGAGUGUAUCUCAGAGUGUGUAAAAAUGGCGGUCUCAUAACUAGCUAAACUUGCUAAAUAACAUGUAUCUAUGCUAAUAUAGGGACGCCUAUUAGCUUAGUUUUCGCUUUGUUACAGACUUUCUUCUUGAUCCGCACAUGCCUAAAUAGUGUUGAACCUUUUUUCUUCCUCAGUGGCAUUUAUUUUUAUUUAUUUAUUAUUUUUGUGUGUGUGUGUGUGUGUGUGUGUGUGGCGUAUUGUUGUAUCAUAGUUCUGUAUGUACAUACGUUAUUGGUCCAGUCGUGAAAUUGUGUGCCAAAGACAUUCAAAACACUUUCUAUUCCGUAGUCCUUUAGAUCAUAUGCUACUAAUGGUGUAUACAAUAUAUUUUAAAAACACUAAAUAUAAAUGUAUAUGAUUAUAUAUAUAAAUAUAUAUUUAUUCAGUGUGUGUGAGUACAUGUGUGUGUGUAUGAGCGUGAUGUUCGUCAAGGCCCUCGACUUCAGUGCAAUCGGUGUGUCGUGUAUCAGUGAUAACAUCGCGUGGAACUUCAACUGAAUGUUUAAAAAAAAAAAUUCAUUUAUUAUGUAUCAUUUUAUUAUUAUGUGGUGAUAUGAGCAGCUUAAACUCUGCCAUGUAUUUUACAGAAAACAUUUAAAUAAAAGCACAAUUUAGACAAAUCAUAUAGGAGAAUGGUUACAGAUUAAUAAAUAAAUGCAGAUGCAGUGGAUCAGCUGAACUGAUGGUCAUAUGUCUGGAGUACGUUUUCAGACGCUGUAAACUUCUCAGCUGAUCCAUUGCAUCUGAAUUAAAGGUAACAUUCUGUAAAUUUGUUGUUGUUUUUUUUCUGAAUUGUUCCUUUAAUGUACUAUAAUCUUCAAUUAUAUGAUAUUAUUGUUGUAUAGAAAACUUGCAUCCAGCAAUUGUGAAACUUUUGCACAAUGUCGUUUCCCUUCGGUCUGUAAAGUGUGUGUAACUGUGUACAACGAAGCGUCCACUCGCUGCUGUGUGUGUGUGUGUGUGUGUGUGUGUGUGUGUGUGUGUGUGUGUGUGUGUGAGAGGCUGAAGGACGACACUUUGACCUGCAAAACACGCCAUGUGAACACUGUUACGCUCUCCUGUACAGAAUGCAAUCCUAUUCGACGUUCUAAACUCUUGUCGUCCUCCUCGUUCGUUUUUUCAGAUCUCUGUGGUAAUUCUAUCUAUAAAUAUAUAAAUAAAUUAAAAUUAUAUGUACAUUCUUUAAUCCAUAUUUGAGUCAACAAUAAAAUGGAUCAACUGUA